Molecule: messenger RNA, 7797 nt
Organism: Nerophis lumbriciformis (worm pipefish)
Lineage: Eukaryota; Metazoa; Chordata; Actinopteri; Syngnathiformes; Syngnathidae
Source: RefSeq, a predicted model, not a curated record
AUGAGUGUGGUGACCUUGUCACCUUUGACCCCUGAGUCACCGUUCCCCAUGAUCACUGCGGCCACGCCUGCUGAAGACCAGGAAGGGGUGUCCCAACCUGGAAAUGGCAAUGUGGGGACUGACACCUGCCACAGGUCCCGCGAUGAGAAGCCCCCCCCUGUGCAGGCGGGGGCGGACUGGCAGGUCCUGCUUCACCUUCCUCAGAUGGAGGCGUGGCUUCGGGCCAGCGCCGCCAGGGUGACGCAACUGACGCGCUCGGUGGCGCAAGAUGGCCACAACAGACAUGUCGAUACGCACUUGCUGCAACUCAAGGACAUCUGUGAGGACAUCUCUGACCAUGUGGAGCAGAUCCAUGCUCUCCUGGAGACCGAAUUCUCCCUCAAGCUUCUGUCCUACUCCGUCAACAUCAUAGUAGACAUCAGGACAGUGCAGCUUCUGUGGCAUCAGCUAAGGGUUUCGGUUCUGGUCCUGAAGGAGCGUCUCCUUCAAGGUCUGCAGGACCCCAACGGAAACUUCACUAGGCAGACCGACAUUCUGCAGGCCUUCAGCCAAGACCCUGAACAGGAACAACAGCACCAGACUCGUCGGCUUGAUGCCCUGACGGAGGUGGAUGAUUGUGGUCAGCUGACCAUCCGCUGUAGCCAGGACUAUUUCUCGCUGGACUGUGGCAUCACGGCCUAUGAACUGAGCGACUACAGUCCAGGUGACGAGCCGGCAAUCCGGGAAAACCAGGGCCAGGAUGAGGACGCCACCCAGGAGACAGAUGAGAUUCAGAAUGUUGGUUCAGAAAAGAGAGAGGAAUGUGAACUACUAGUGACGUCUAGUGAUUCAUUACGCCACACCCAUCCUACUGCGGGAGACAUCAAUCAGAGCGAGGCUGCAAAGCCUUGUGUGCCAGGUGACAGCCAGAACACAGAGCCGUUGUUUCCGAAGAGAGACGCUCUAAUCUCAGACGAGGUGAAGGACACCAGAGCUGUCUCUCAGCUAAAAGUCCAAACCGAACUCAGCCACAGUACCAUUGCCACUCUCGUGGAUCCCAUCAUGGAUCCUCUCAUGGAUCCUCUGGAUCGUUCCAAGUUCUGGUUAGAGUUGGACUCUGUUUCACAAGAUGUCCACAACCUGAAGAGAGUUCACGUGAAGACAGACGGGAAAUCUUUUGGAGCCUCCUCGCCUCCACAGCAAAAGGCCUUCCAGAGAAAUCGAGUACAUCCCGGCGCUCACGGCAACGGUGACUCAGACUCCUCUGCACCAUCACCAACCAGAGAGCACAUCAUGUACUCGGACCUGGAGGCCAGUGGGGAGGAGUCAGACCCCAGACCAUCUCCUGGCAAGAUGCCAUCCAGGCUAGGAAAGCAGAGAGGACACAAUGCUUUUCGGGGCUCUUCAGAGACCAGUCCAGAUCGGGAACACUGGUAUGGCUCCGAGGAGUUCCUGGCACUCCCUGCUCAGAUCCACAAGAGCGAGAUUCUGGCCAUCAACUUGGAGAGUCUGGCCCGAGCACUGAAACCUGGUGGAGAAUAUAUUACCCAUGAUGCCUUGCAGGAUGUGGAUGACUGGGAUUUAACUGAACUCAACCAGGAGAACUGGGAUUCUCCUGAAAGCGGGGACGACGUACUCUUUCCACCACUGGUUCCAAUCAGGCGAAACCCCCUCAUUCGCAGUAGCCCCGUCUCCUCCAGUGACAUUGCUCCCUCAUUGGAUGAAAGUAUCGAGUCGGGCCGGCUGAGCGAGCUGCUGUCUGAAGAUGAGGAAGGCCGGCUGCUUGGGCCUGUGGCGCUCCCGGAGGAUGAACGGGGUAGUGCGACUCUGGUGCGACAGCUUAUCGACGACAUCAGCCGAGACAAAGACCCGGACGUGUGGAACAAAAUGGAGAAGUUUGUGCAGCAGUUGGACGGAUUCAUCAACUGGAUGACGGCGGCCCUAGCGAGCACGCGUGACUGGACGCCGCCUGCGGCCCACUUGGACGCGCUCAAGCGCUACCUGGACACACACCUGACAUUCAAACUUAAUGUGGACAGCCACUGCGCUCUGAAAGAGAGCAUCAUGGAGGACGGUACAGCUCUACUCGCAACCAUACCCGCCCAACAAUCAGGGCUUCGCGACAUACUGGAAAUGGUGUCCAACCAAUGGGAGCAGCUUCAUCUUCAGAUUCGACGCCAACACGCUUGGAUGCUCCACGCCCUGCGACUCAUCCGAACACGCCUCCUGCUGCACGCAGGCCAAUCGCAGCAGCCCGGGGAGACGUCUCCGCCCGACCGCCUCCAGGCAGAACUGCUGUCUGGCCGACGUGACGCCCAGCGAGUUGCUCUCCAACAGAUGGCUGCUAAGCUUAGCAGCCUGCAGUACACCUCAAACGCCAACAAGGGACACAACAUGCACCUGGGACGCAGCAACAGCUUGCAGGAAUUGGAGUGCGCGUAUGACGAGCUCUGGGAUUGGCUGACAGACGUGGACGCCAUGGUAACUGAUAGCCACCAGCUAAUGAUGUCGGAUGAACAGCUGGAACACCUCUUCAAGAGCAGCCACAGCGAGCUUCUGGCGAUGGAAGAAAAGAAAACAAGUUUGCUUGGCCGAGUUGAGUCGCUCAGGAGGAACUCUGAACAACUACCGCCAAACUUUAACCACAAAAUACAACAACUCACACACAAAUGGAAGCAGCUGGAGUCGGCAGCGCUGCGCCAUCGGGACGGCGGCGGAGAUGAGACGUGCGCAGAUGGCGUCGGGGGCGAUGACAUCCUCGACGAGUCGGUGCCGCUCACCCAACGGGAGACUUUUUUUUCCUCCCGUUUGUUUCUUCCCGGGAACAAAGCAUUGCCGCCGCCUUUCAUCGUCCUGAUGAGACGCCGCCAGCUGCGCGCAUUGGAAUUAAUCGGCGCGGACGAACCCAGUGUGGAAGACGCACUUCGGAGCCGCAGAGACAAUUUCGGCACUUUGAAAGUUCUCUCUGGACUGUCGGUCGGCGGGACGCAGAGUUGCCGUCCCCCUGAAACGAAGGCAGAGUUACUGCCGGCGGUGGCGCACGCGGAUGUCCUGGAGCGUCUACAGACCAGCGUGCAGGAGUUGAAGGCGUGGCUGCGGCAUACCGAACUUCUCAUCUUUAACUCAUGUCUGCGACGGCCGCAGGGACAUGCGAGACAACAGCUGCAAAGCUUUGAGUGUUUGUGUUCGGACGUGCGAGCUCGCCGCCGAGGGGUCUCGUGGGUUCUGAAAGUUUGCCAGCAGCUGCUCCAGUCGGGCCCCGAGGCGGAGCAACACCGCGAGGCUCUGCAGCUGCUGUCCAUCAACCUGGAGCGGCGCUGGGAGGCCGUCGUCAUGCAGACGCUCCACUGGCAGAACAGACUCAAGAAGGAGCUGGGAGAGCAACAGGUCCCAGGGAACUUUCUGGAAGCAAGCCUGGUAGACCUCCACCAGGCGAGCCCUGUCCAAGCUCCCCCAGGGACCUCGCUUCCAGACGACUCGUGGGAAUGGGACGAAACAGACAUGACCAUUACUGAAGCUCCAGAAGCACCAGAACCAGACCUAACGCACAAUCUUCCCUGCUCUGAGACCAGCACCCAGAGGAGUCUUCAUCCUCACAUAACUUCUGAAGUGGUUCCGCCUAUCUACCAGAUAUACAGCGUCCACACAGUUGAGUUUGACAGUACUCCAGAGGUUCCCUGCAAUUUCUCCAAGGCAACCAAGAGGAAGCAGCACAUUUUUCAGAAGAGUCUGAGUAAGGACUCCACGUUUUCCUCAAUGGAGUCCCUUCCAGACCUCUUGGGUGGGCUGAUGCCAAGUGAGCGUCGGGGGGAGAGGAAGCUUCAGAGGGAAGAUGGAAGGGACAGCGGCCAGUCAUCCAGCGGCCGUCGCUCAGAGAGUGAAAGCGGAAUUGUUAGUGAUGCCGGAGACGCUGAAAUGACACUCUGCCGUGGAAUCGUCGGAGAUGAAGAGGAAGUGGAAAUGGCCACUCUGAUGCUGCGCACACAGAACCAAAGAGCGGAUGAAAUCCAAAGAAUCCAAAGACCCACAGAAGAGGAAAAACUGUUGACUCUUGGAAAGUGUCAAAGUGAGGAGCUCGAGAACCUAACCAAGGAUCAGGAUGACUCGGACCAAAGCACAUCCAAGUUUCUUCCGGGUCGGUGUUUGGAUAAAAUCCCCGGGCUUCGCCUCGCAAACGCCACUCCUAUCUUAUCUCCGGGGUCUUCUUUAGAGUCCAUCCUGUCUCUGGGCUUUGAACUGUUUCCCUCCAAAGAGCACCUUCAUCGCAGCGCCUCCCUUGAAAGUGGCCUGGCCGUGUGUCACAGCCUGGAUGGCGACACCAGCGCCAGCCUAGUCAGCCUGACUGAACUGGACCUGUGCCAGACCAGAGACGGGGACCACAAUGAUCCAGACGACCAAAGAGCUCAAGGAGAGCUGUCAUCUGGGGAGCUGAGCAGAAGAACUCUGGAUCUUUUAAAGCGUCUGGAGAACAUUCAGAGUCCUCUGGCCACCAAAAUGACUCGGAGUGUGUCGGACAUGACGCUGCGGAGCAGAUCUCCUCUUCACCGUCGAUUGAUGGCCUCUCCUGUGCUGGGGGGCCGACGCUCACGGGGUUCUAACAAAGCUUUGCCAUCGCUCCUCAAUGAAAGCUCGACGUCGCUCACUGAGCUUAGUAGUGCCGAAGAGUCUUCCGUGGGUUCCGAAGACCUCACCAUGCUCCCGAAUCACCAGAACCUCCUUCUGGACCAGGCCUUGGCAGGGAGCGGCAAUCAAUCAUCCUACAGGAGGUGCUGCAAGAGGAGUGCUCACCGAGAGGAGGCAGAUAACGUCAGCUUGAGCAUGGUGGUCAAUGUUUCUUGCACUUCCGCCUGCACGGAUGAUGAGGAUGACAGCGACCUCCUGUCAUCGUCCACCCUCACCCUCACCGAAGAGGAGAUAGGAGUCCAGGAGGAAGAAGAAGAGAGGCUGACACUCACAUCAUCCGGGAAUGACGACGAGGAACAGGAUGACGAGGUGGCCAUGGAGGAGUCCUACAUGCUUGGCUUGGACUAUAUGAAGAAGGAGCUCCAUGCUUGGAUGCGACAUCCUCGUGUCACAUCAGCCACCACUUCAAAGACAGAAGCUGGACUUUUGGAUGAACUUCAGUGCGGGACCAACCCAGAACAAGGAAACCACCUGAAUUCUUCCAAACUUGACCAGGAACUUCAUCAAGAGGAGGAGAACCAAACGAACACUGCGAGGAGGUUCAUUAGCCAGUUUUUGGACGAUGUGGAGAACGGUAAUGUGGAGCAGUGUAGCUUGAAAGACAAAAAUGAGGACGACGAUCUCCUGCGGGAUGAGUCCAGCGUGUUCACCAAGAGAGGAGACCCUCUCAACAUCAGAGUAGAAGAUGCUCUCACCAAUAGAGGAGAUCUUCUCGGCGAAUCCUUCACAUUCUCCAAAAUUGAGGAGGAUGUAAAUCCAUGUAAUCAGUUUCAUUCGUCACCAUCUUGUGAGUUUCUGCCGCCCACUCAUGGAUCCUCCUUAGUGGGUCAACUGAAGGGCGAGUUACCCUGUCAGAGCGCCUCCUCACCACCAAAGGAAGGACCACGGUCCCUUGACAGAAAGGCCAUCACCAUCCAGGAGAAGUUCAAGUUCUCUUCGCUGGUGACAGAGGAGAGCAGGAGCGAACUCCGGGACAAACAUUCCUGCCAACUGACCAAAAAGUGGAAAGGUUCUCACAGUUCCUCGUGCUGCCAGCACCAGCUUUCCUUGCCCACUUCACCCUCCUCAGACCAGGCAAAGGACGCUGUGCACGACUUUGUUAUGGAGAUCCUCGACUUGACUUCAGAGGCCCGAAAGAGCAAAGAGAUUCCAAGACAAGAGUUGACGCAGAGAGAAUCUGACGCUGAGCUACGGCCCGCUUCAUUCAAGCACAUUAGAGACAAGGUGGUGCAACAUUCACAUCAGCCCUUGCAUCUGCGUAAAGGCGACUUCUACGCUUACUUGUCGCUCUCAUCUCACGACAGUGACUGCGGCGAAGUCACUCAGUACGCAGAGGACAAGAGCGUUACACCUGUGCCGUACCUCAUAAGCACCUAUGCCACCUCCCCCACGCCAGGCCCGAGCCCCGACAUGACCACUGAAGCCAAAACACAGCGUCUAGACUUGGAGUCACGUGAUCAUCCCACCGCCAGCCCUGGCCCCUCACUGCCUCCCAGCCCGGACAUCCGGGAUGAGGAGACACUCUUCCCUGCCUGCACAGAGGAAGUGUACUUGGGCCCACCGCUCUGCUACAGCAUGCCGCCCACCAAUAAAGCACCAAAGAUAUUUCAACUGGAUGGCCCACAACCAUUCUUGGAGAAUGAGACUCAACUCAGAGACUCUGAGGAGGGUGGGAGUAUCAUCUCCGCUCUUCCGGGACCUACUUACCACGGCUCAACCCUCGACAACAACAUGCCAACCUAUGGAAAGACAUCAAAGAUCUACAAAGUAGAGGACCGACAACCAUUGACAGACUCCUACGAGGAGAAGAAGAUACCUGAGGAUGUCCAUAGCAUUGUCCUGGCUGUUCAGCAGCCUUCCACCGUGGUCUCUCAAAGCUCUCCCCUCUACUUCACCAUGCCACCAGCCCAGGAGACAUCAAAAAUCUCUAAACUUCAGGGACCACAACCUUUGAAAGAGGAGAAGACACCGGGUGAUCUUCAGAGUGUGAACUCGACUGAACCAGAGCCUCCUUAUAGCUCUUUCUCCGUCAAUAAUGAGGUCCAACAGGCCUUGCCAGUCGAGAAACAAGACACUCCAAGACACUGCCUCACAGACCCUGAAGGGGUCAAAGGCAUCACCCCUGUUGUCCAGGAGCCGCCAUAUAGCUCUUUUUCCAUCAACAGCAAGGCUUCAGGUGAAGCAAGGUGGAGGGAGGCCUCGCAACUUGCAGGCUGCGACGUGUCAGGCCGGCAAGAGGAGGCGCGUAGUAAUGAGGCUCCUUCUUAUCUUAAUCCCCGGGCGCGUGUCGCCCUGAUAGACUCCUCGCCGGCCCAAUGUUUGGCAGAUACUAAAACGCUUCAAUCCAAUAUUGGCGCCGUAAUGACCAAGAUAAGUGUCGGCGGCGGCGCGACAAAUCCCUCAAAAGAGCCGCCCGCCUCCGCCGCCGCCACGCGUAUUAAUCCCAAAAUUAACUGCAGGCCGAUCAAAGAGGCUGAUAGGGCGGCGGCGGGGAGGCGAGGUGAGGCCGCAGCCCGCGGCGGCAAGCAGCCGGAAGCCAGGACGGCAGGGCGGAGGCAUCAGGAAGCCAAGACGACAACUACAACUGUCACGGCGGGGAAGAAAAAAAAGCAGAGGGAGGCGUCCACAGGGCAUCCUCACCAGAUGUCCGAACCACCUCAGCUGGCUCCGCUCGACAUGGAGGAACAGCAGCUCUACUCUGAGUCCCUCCCGGAUGACUGUGCUCCUCCCGCUAUCUCUAAGGCUGAGCCCGGCCACCCUGCGAAAGAAACUCAUUUCACCCGCUUGAUCCCGAGAUAUUUCGACUCCUCCACCUGGGGCAGGACCCAACCCCCGACCUGGAGCGAGCAAUCCACCCUUUUCCAGAUGAGAACCAUAGCCUCAGACUUGGAGCACCCUCGUGUGGGUAAAGAACGGGUAUGUGGUUCCACGGCCAGGACGAAAACCACAUUGUUCCUCCUCAAUCUGAUGUUCAACUAUCGGCUGGACCCUCCUUUCCAGUACCCUGGCAUAGACUUGCCCAUGGAGGCUGAGGAGUGUGAUCCCCGAAUAGUUGGAACACAUCCUCUGGUCACCUUUCUUAAAGAUAGGGACCAACACCCCAGUUUGCCACUCCAAAGUGACUGUCCCAGAUGA